Molecule: messenger RNA, 1155 nt
Organism: Papilio polytes (common Mormon)
Lineage: Eukaryota; Metazoa; Arthropoda; Insecta; Lepidoptera; Papilionidae
Product: serine protease inhibitor dipetalogastin-like
Exons: 2
Coding region: 1-1155 (384 amino acids)
Molecular function (GO): protein binding
Source: RefSeq, a predicted model, not a curated record
AUGAAGACGUAUAUUGGUUUCAUAGCGAUUUUGAAAUGCGUGGUGUCAGCGUCGGCGGGCGCAGUAGAGGGCUGGUACCAGCCGGCCGCCGAGACUGUGUACCCCUGCUCCUAUCGAUACAACCCUGUUUGCGGCUCCGACGGACUUACUUAUUACAACCAAUGUAUACUCAAAUACAGUAAUGACAAUAACAGAUACAAAGGUCAACAAGCGGUCUACGAAACCAAUGGUUAUUGUAAAGAAUGUAAAUGUCAAAAUGUCAAUUUACCCGUUUGCACCACCGAUGGUGUGACGUACGCGAACGAAUGCGAGUUAGAUUGCGUUAACCAAAAUCGCAUUAAAUGUGGCCUAUCGAUUAUUAACCUUGCCUAUAGAAAGAAAUGCCUCGGCCCUCCGUGUGACUGCCCCUCGAUCGCCUCCCCCGUGUGCGGAUCCGACGAGGUGCUCUAUAGAAAUGAAUGUGAACUCAACUGUGCCAGUAGAAACACUAUAGCUUCUGGAUUACCGGAGAUCACGCUCAAGAACGUGGGCGCCUGCAGAGACGGCUGCUCCUGCCCUACCACUUAUCAACCAGUGUGCGGUAGCGAUGGGAAAACUUAUGACAAUCCUUGCGAAUUGGAAUGUCAAAAUAAUGCGUGUAAUUCACACAAGCAACAGGGAGUUCAACCAUUGUACAACGGUAAGUGUGACGAAUGCGUUUGUACCGAUGUUAAAUAUCCCGUAUGUGCUAGCGACGGCACUACGUUUAAGAAUAAAUGUAGCCUUGAUUGCGAGAAUCUGAAGCGAUAUAAUGCAGGACAACCAGCUUUAACCGAAUUGGGUAAAGGAGAAUGCGUCGGUUGCAUUUGUGAGGCGACACACGACCCAAUCUGUGGAACAGACAGAAAUGUCUACGAAAACGACUGCAUUCUAAAGUGCGAGAACAGAGCAAGAAAUGAAAAAGGUUUUCAAGAAAUUGGUAUUUUGUAUAAAGGAAAAUGUGAAGAUACGUCCUCCAAAUGUGUGUGCGAUCAUUGUUCCGAUGUUUAUGAACCUAAAUGUGGAGACGACUACGCCACCUACUGGAACUAUUGUUGGUUAAAAUGCUUUUCUGACUGCAACGAAGCGAAGGGCUUAAAGGGAAUACAAGUCAUGAAGAAUGAAUCAUGCAUGUAG